This is a messenger RNA of Nicotiana tabacum (common tobacco), 603 nucleotides long. The record is from RefSeq and is a predicted model, not a curated record. NCBI's taxonomy places the organism in Eukaryota, Viridiplantae, Streptophyta, Magnoliopsida, Solanales, Solanaceae.
AUGUUACGACAGAGACACCUCAAAGAGUUAUUGAGUGACCGAGGAAGGACCAACUUUGCCAGAGGAUGCGAACAACAUCAAGGGUCGCCGAAAUCGCCCUCACCAACCCGCACCGUCCACAUGAUCAUCGGCAGCGGCGAAGAUGCUUCCAUCAACAACGUAAAGUUCACCACUACCCACAUGCUCAAACGAUCGAUCAGCCGCAAGCGCCAUGCAGAUAUGCCGGGUAUCCUGAAGGAAAUCUUCACGCACAAGCUGAACGUCAACCCAUUCUACCCCCUAGUGAGGCAGGUCAGGCAUAAGUUCAACUCAUCGAUCAAUGACGCAGUACGCGAAGAGGUGGAAAAGCUAUUAGAAAAUGGCUCUGUCAGGGAAUCAAAAUACCCUCAGUGGGUCGCCAACGUGGUCAUGGUGAAAAAGAAGAAUCGGAAAUGGUGGAUGUGUGUAGAUUUCACAGAUUUGAACAAAGCAUGCCCCAAGGAUUCGUUUUCGUUAUCCCAUAUCGACCAACUCAUCGACGCAACGGCCGUACAUGAAUUACUGAGCUUCUUGGACGCAUAUUCGGUCUAUAAUAAAAUCCUCGUGGAUGAAGAGGAUCAGUAG